CGAUGUUACUUUGCUGCCGUACAUCAUGUCCGCCGCUAUUAUGAAGACGGAGCGAAUGGAUUACAGCAAUAGUCGUAAAGCAAUGUUUCAUUCUGUGCUUGCGACAACCACUUGCUGAUUACCGGUAAUCGGGACAGCGCUGGAAGACUGCGGGCGAGUAGCGAACUGGAAGCAUAACAACAAUAAGAGCUGCGGUUUGCGGCGAGAGUCACUUCAUCUCCUCCGCGCUAUAGACAAGAGAAGAGAUGGACCCAAACAGGAUCAUUCAAGCUCUUAAAGGUACAAUUGAUCCCAACCUGCGGAUAGAUGCAGAAAAUGAACUGAAUCAGUCUUACAAGAUUAUCAACUUUGCGCCUACGUUACUUCAGAUCAUUGUAUCUGAUAAAGUGGAGUUUCCUGUCCGUCAAGCAGCUGCAAUUUACCUAAAAAACAUGGUAAGCCAGUACUGGCAAGAUCGAGAACCGCCACCAGGGGAGGUGAUUUUCCCUUUCAAUAUCCAUGAAAAUGACCGGCAGCAGAUCCGAGAUAACAUAGUUGAAGGCAUCAUCCAAUGCCCUGAAUCGGUCAGGGCUCAGCUAACUGUAUGUCUUCGAGCAAUCAUUAAACAUGACUUUCCAGGACGCUGGACAGCAAUAGUGGACAAGAUUGGUUUCUUCCUUCAGUCUCAGAACACCGCUAGCUGGUAUGGAAGCUUGUUGUCUCUCUAUCAGCUUGUUAAGACUUAUGAAUACAAGAAAGCAGAAGAACGUGACCCUCUUUUAGCUGCAAUGCAAGUCUUUCUUCCCAGAAUCCAACAGCAGAUCAUGCUGCUGCUGCCAGACUCAACAGUGUUUUCCGUACUUGUUCAAAAACAGAUACUCAAAAUUUUCCAUGCUCUCAUUCAGUAUUCCUUACCUUUGAAACUGAUAAGUGGCCAGAUAACCCAGUGGAUGGAGAUCCUGAGAGCUGUGAUUGACAGAGAUGUUCCUCCUGAAACACUAGAAGUGGAUGAAGAUGACAGACCUCAGCUUAUCUGGUGGAAGUGCAAGAAGUGGGCUGUGCGGAUUGUGAGACGUAUGUUUGAGAGAUAUGGAAGCCCAGGGAAUGUCACCAAAGAAUAUUCUGAGUUUGCGGAAUUCUUCUUAAAUACGUACGCUGUUGGAAUUCAGCAGGUGCUUUUGAAGGUUGUGGAUCAGCAUCGCCUAAGGCAGUAUGUGACGCCACACGUGUUGCAGCAAGCCUUUAACUACUUGAACCAAGGAGUUUCUCAUUCUGUCACCUGGAAGCAAAUGAAGCCACAUAUUCAGAGUAUAUGUCAAGAGGUAAUUUUUCCAUUAAUGUGCUAUAAAGAUGAGGACGAGAAGCUAUGGCAAGAGGAUCCUUAUGAAUACAUUCGUUUAAAAUUUAAUAUCUUUGAUGACCACAUUUUUCCAUCUACAUCUGCUCAAAACCUUUUGUGUGCCGCAGCAAAGAAAAGGAAAGAGGUUUUACCGAUAAUGAUGGAAUUUUGUCACCAUAUUCUUGUCGAUCCAAAUACUGACCCACGAAGAAAAGAUGGUGCCCUGCAUGUAAUUGGUUCCUUGGCUGAUGUUCUGCUAAAGAAGAGAAUUUACAAAGAGCAGGUGGAGCUGAUGCUGCAAAAUUACGUCUUUCCUUUGUUAAAUUCCAACUUGGGCUACCUCAGGGCUAGAUCCUGCUGGGUGCUUCACUCAUUUGGCUCUCUGCGAUUCCACAACGAGCUCAAUGUACAAAACGCAGUGGAAUUGGUGAAACAGAAUCUCAUCGUGGACAAGGAGAUGCCUGUUAAAGUAGAGGCAGCUAUUGCCCUACAGACCCUCGUCAGCAAUCAAGACCAAGCAAAGACGUACAUAAAGCCUUUAAUCAAGCCUGUGAUGCAGGAACUCCUACAUGUGAUUAAAGAAACAGAAAAUGAUGACUUGACUAAUGUCAUUCAGAAGAUGAUUUGUGAAUACAGCAAGGAAGUGGCCAUCAUUGCUAUCGAAAUGACACAGAAUCUGGCUGACAUAUUCAACAAAGUUCUUCUGAGUGAUGAGUAUGAGGAGAGUGAAGAUAAAACAGUGAUGGCUUUAGGAAUUCUUAGCACCAUUGAUACCAUCCUCACCGUCAUGGGAGACCACAAAGAGAUAACACAGCAGUUGGAAGGGAUCUGCUUACAGGUCAUUGGUUUGGUGUUGCAGAAACCCAUCAUAGAGUUCUAUGAAGAGGUCCUCUCAUUGGCAUUUGGCUUGACAUGUCAGACAAUUUCUCCUCAGAUGUGGCAGCUCCUUGCUGUUUUAUAUGAAGUCUUUCAACAUGAAUGCUUGGAUUACUUUACAGAUAUGAUGCCGCUUUUACACAACUAUGUGACAGUGGACACAGACAUGCUGCUUUCAAACCCUAAGCAUCUAGAGAUUAUUUACACUAUGUGUAAAAAGGUUUUGACAGGGGACAGUGGGGAAGAUGCAGAAUGUCAUUCUGCCAAGCUAUUAGAAGUCAUAAUCCUUCAAUGUAAGGGGAGAGGCAUUAAUCAGUGUAUCCCUCUGUUUGUGGAAGCUGUCCUGGAGAGAUUAACACGAGGAGUUAAAUCCAACGAGCUUCGAAUAAUGUGUCUGCAGGUUGCCAUUGCUGCUCUUUAUUAUGACCCAGUUCUGCUUAUUGACACACUGGAGAAUAUUCGAUUCCCACAUAGUCCUGAGCCCAUCACAGCCCAGUUUAUUAAUCAGUGGAUGAACGACACUGACUGCUUCCUUGGACUUCAUGACAGAAAAGUCUGUAUUAUUGGAUUGAGUAUCCUGAUGGAAAUGACAAAACGCCCCCCUGCAUUGGAAGCUGUUGCAGCGCAGAUUGUCCCUUCGAUUCUCCUUCUAUUCCUGGGGCUGAAGCAUGUGUAUGCAUCUCGAGUGCUGGCCAAGCAAGACACUUUCACAAAGCAUUCUGAGGUGGAUGAAGAAGAAAAUGUAGAAAUACCUAGUGAUGAAGAUGAGGUGAAUGAAAUUAGGGAGCGGAUACACCAGCAACACACUUCCACUUCAGACCAAGGAGAAGACGAAGAUGAUGAUGAUGACGAUGAUGAUUAUUGGGAUGAAGAUGUAGUCGAGGGGACUAUCCUUGAGGAGUACAGCACAGUGCUAGAUUAUGAGCACAGUGUUAACGUGUAUCAGUUCUUUACAGCCUCACUUCUGAAGGUCCAGAGUACAGACCCUACGUGGUAUCAUUGUUUAACAUCUCCUCUCAGUGACGACCAGAAGAAACAACUUCAGGAGAUCUACUCCAUAAGCACAGCAGAGAAGCUCCAGAGUUAAGAAAUAAGACUGAGCAGCAGAAUGUCUGAAGUCAAAGACGACAAGUGCCAAGAAACCUGAAAGUUUCUGCCGGAUUAAAAAAAUAAAGGAGACGAGGACAGUCUCAUUUGGAAUCUUCUGGCUUACAUGAUGAUUCAGUUUCUUCGGGAAACCUACACAAACUAAAACUGCUGACUUUGGAUGCCAAAUGAAUGCUUGCUGGUUCCUAGAGUUCAUGGCUCCUAUGGCCUGGUUUGAAGUUAUUGAUUUCCUCUGAAUUUUUUUUCCAACCAAACCUAACAAGGGAAAAAAGGAGCAUAUAAAGCCUAGGCACUCACAUCAGAUUUCUGUUCUGGAAGCAUCUCAUGGGUUUCUGUGGGUAUCCGUGCCUUUUGAAGCACAUGCUUUUGCCUGUAAAUUAUUUCUGGAUCACAAACUGUCUACGUAGGUGAUUUUUUUCCUAAAAACAGUUCUAUUUUUAUAUUAUCAUGGCCAUCAUCCCCAUAUUAUGGAAAAGAUGCUGAAUAAAUUGGCUGACACAAUGAAAUAUAUAGGAUUUCUCCAAACAACCACAGUACACAUACCUGGGCACAUAAAGACUUUAUUAUUUAUCAAUGUGCGUGGGUGUGUGUGCGCGUGUGUGUGUGUGUAUAUAUCUAUAAUACACGCAAUAGAUAAACAAAUAUCAGAAUAAUAAAUACAUUCUUUUUUGUGUCCAAAGUAAGUAAUAUUUGCUGAAUCAAUUAGCCAUUAAAAUUCUGAAAACACUGGACAUUGGUUCCUCUUCUUAACUUGUGAGUUUUGAGUAUUAGGAAGAAAUUAGAUAAUUUAUUUGUAUAAGGAAUAAAUCAAGCGCUGCACCAUUGAGACUGUUAGGAGGAGGAAAGAGAAAUGUGUCAGCCUAACUGCCUUUGGUGCCAUAAAGUCUGACUGACCUUGGACAUAGUGUAGUAACCUCUCCAACUCCUGCAUCUGCUGUUUUGUCAGCUGAUCUGCAAUGCCAGUCAUGCACAUGAUGCUGGUGACCUACCGCUAAGAGGCACCAUCUUUGUAUGAGAAGUAUUUUUCUCAAAUAUUUCCUAACUGCCUACCUUAUUUUUAUCUGCUUAUCAUAGUCAUCAGACAUUUCCCAAGGUUCCUUUUUGUUCUUCCUAACUCGUAGCAUCUUUAGUGACAGCAGGCCAGAUACUAGCUGUAUAGACAUGAUGCUCUAAAGCCAGAGUAAGAAACAUGUUUGUUUAAAUAAAUUCAAUAAGUGUU
Molecule: messenger RNA, 4520 nt
Organism: Erpetoichthys calabaricus (reedfish)
Lineage: Eukaryota; Metazoa; Chordata; Cladistia; Polypteriformes; Polypteridae
Gene: ipo8
Product: importin 8
Exons: 25
Coding region: 246-3281 (1011 amino acids)
Biological process (GO): protein import into nucleus
Cellular component (GO): cytosol; nuclear envelope
Molecular function (GO): small GTPase binding
Source: RefSeq, a predicted model, not a curated record